This is a messenger RNA of Penicillium atrosanguineum, 1284 nucleotides long. It is a transcript of the gene gprC, whose product is annotated as protein gprC. Bases 1 to 1284 code for a protein of 427 amino acids. Gene Ontology annotation, biological process: adenylate cyclase-activating G protein-coupled receptor signaling pathway. NCBI's taxonomy places the organism in Eukaryota, Fungi, Ascomycota, Eurotiomycetes, Eurotiales, Aspergillaceae. The record is from RefSeq and is a predicted model, not a curated record. The transcript has 3 exons. Gene Ontology annotation, cellular component: plasma membrane. Gene Ontology annotation, molecular function: G protein-coupled receptor activity.
AUGGCCGCCCUCGCUCUGAUGAGCCUCAUGCAGAGGACCGACCCCUUGGGAAAUGAGCUGGACCGUCGAUUGACCAGCGAUGUCACUUUGGAUAUUGACCCGCUCCCCAAGGUCCAACGGCAGGGUCUUAUUGCCGUCGCCGUUAUGGCCUUCCUCUCAUUCCUUGCCACAGGAGGCCUUAUUUCCUUCAUUACCUACCGAUUGCUCUUUUGGAAAGGAAACUACCAAAGAUACAUCGGAUACAACCAGUAUAUCGUUUUGAUUUACAACCUGAUUCUGGCAGAUUUCCAACAAUCCCUUGCCUUCCUAAUUUGCCUCAAAUGGAUUGUUUCCGACAAGAUCAAGUCCGGCACUGCUGGAUGCUUCCUGCAAGGUCUCUGGCUUCAGAUUGGUGAUCCCGGAUCCGGUCUGUUUGUGCUCGCUAUCGCCUUCCACACUUUCCUGCUUGUCGUAUGGGGCAAGAAGCUGUCCCACAGAACCUUUGUCUUCUUCGUCGUCGGCGUCUGGGCCUUCAUCGCCCUCAUCGUGAUCAUUCCUCUGGGCAUGUAUGGAGCCGAUGUCUUCGUUCCCUCUGGUGCCUGGUGCUGGAUUAGCGAGGAAUACGAGACUGUUCGUCUGUGGACUCAUUAUAUCUGGAUUUUCCUUGCUGAAUUCGGAACUGUGUGCCUGUACGCUGUGAUGUACUUCCAGCUUCGACGACAGAUUGCUGCGUCUUCCAUUCUUGGAAACAGCCAGCUUGAGAGUUUGAAGCGGUUGAGACGAGUGGUCGGAUACAUGACUAUCUAUCCCAUCGUUUACAUCGUUCUAUCACUGCCACUUGCUGCUGGUCGUAUGGCUACAGCUAACGGCAGUGCUCCCUCCAUCACAUUCUUCUGCUGUGCCGGUGCUAUUAUGACCAGCUCUGGACUCGUCGAUGUGACUCUCUAUACCCUUACCCGCCGCGCUCUUAUCGUCGACUCCGAGCCCAGCCACGACCGCUCCUACAACAAGUUCGCCAGCAGCAAAGGACGCGACAACAACCUGACAACUAUCACCGCCGAUCCUGCCAAUCGCAAGAUGGGCCUUAGCGAUGAGACCAUCAUCGAGCGGGAGGGCUCGACCGACAACAUCGUGCAGCCGGGCGUCGAGAUGACCCCAAUUGGCAAGGUGUACCAGGAGACAACGAUCGAAAUCACAACCGAGCCGGCAUAUGGUGGCGAAGGCUCCAGCGAGCGCUCGAGCAAAGACGACUUCCAGAAAGCCGACUUCAAUGAAGCCCCAUCGCGAACGAUGUGGCGACGAUAA